Molecule: messenger RNA, 4411 nt
Organism: Phymastichus coffea
Lineage: Eukaryota; Metazoa; Arthropoda; Insecta; Hymenoptera; Eulophidae
Product: carboxypeptidase N subunit 2-like
Exons: 5
Coding region: 863-3016 (717 amino acids)
Molecular function (GO): protein binding
Source: RefSeq, a predicted model, not a curated record
CUCUCCGACUGCGCCUCGCUCCGAAUCGACGCUCGGCGCAGCUUCGUUCGCCCAUUGUCACUGGCGCGCGUCCGCUCGACACAAGCGCGUUUCGCUUUCGCAUUUGUCAAUCGAGGAUAUUGGCUGCGAGCGACAUGUAGGUCCGGAUUCCUCUGUGUCGGCCUCCUUCUCUUCCCCCUUUUCCCUCUCUCUCUCUCUCUCUCUCUCUCUUUCUCUCUCUUUCUCUGCUUUAUAUACCUCGUUGUCCUCGGCUUUUUGACUUUUUAAAGCUGAAAAUCCCAACGACUAAAUCCCCCUUUGGAGAAAAGUAUAGGUGCACCUCCCCCGUGCGCGAGCACCUUUCCUCUCGGUCCGUCCCUUACCUUGAAUAUCCCUCUCUCUCUCUCUCUCUCUCUCUCUCUCUCUCUCUCUCUAUUGCUUUCUCCGUACCCCCACUCCAGCUCCCUUGCUGUGUCGUCUACCGAGGCUCGCUCUCCCGCGUGCAGUGCUUCAGUCGGUCGCGCGGUGCGAUGCGCGCCUAGGAUUUCGAAGCGGCGCGUGAAACGACCUCUAAUAUAGCGGCAGGUGGGCAGCGUGCGCGUCGCACUCUUGUGAGAAUGAAAAGUGGCCGCAUCAUAUGAGACGGCUGGGGCGAAAACAGUGUGGAAUUCCGCUGCGUUGUUGUGCAUCCAGCCGAGCGUGUGAAAGAUCAAAAGGCAGCACAGCAGACCGUCGAGUUUGCCCAUCUAGCAACGCUACGCUGUCCAGCUCUUGGAAAUUGGUCAAAAAAGAACGCGAAUGUGCACUUCAGCUCGACACACACUUAACCCCAGUCUCCCUUAUUUAAGGUAGUACGAGAAAGCUGCGGCUCGGCUCAUAUGGAAUGGCAGGUCGCGCGGGCAGCGGCGUUGAGCCAUCGUCAGGAAGGUGCUGGCGUGGGCGACGGUCGCAGCGGUCGGCCGGUCGACUGUCGAUAUCGGCGGUUCUGGGUGCGCUGCUGACGGUGCAGGCGGCCAGCGCGGGCCUCUGCCCAGCCCGGUGCCGCUGCGACGACGACUCGCUGCGCAGCAGCUGCGCCUACGGCGGCCUCGACAUCGUGCCCAUCCAGCUGAACCCGGACGUCCGGCACCUGGACCUGUCGGGCAACCGGAUCUCCGGCCUGCACAUGGCCUUCGACUUCUACGGCAACCUCGAGUCGCUCAACCUCAGCUCCAACCUCGUGCACACCCUCGGCUCCAACAACUUCCGCCAGCAGCACAGCCUCGUCAGCCUGAACCUCAGCACCAACUCCAUCCACAGCCUGACCAAGAACGCGCUGCACGGGCUGAGCGUGCUCAAGAGCCUCGACCUGUCCAACAACAACAUCAGCGACAUCAACGAAGAGGCGUUCCGCUACACGAGCGACCUCGAGCAGCUCAACCUCAGCGGCAACUCCAUCACCAGCUUGCCCGCGGGCCUGCUGCGGAAUCUGCACAGGAUACGGCACCUGGUGCUGACGCGCAACUCGCUGCUGGAGGUGCCUUCGUCGAACCUCGCGCUGGCGCCGAGCCUCGAGCGCCUCGACCUUUCCGACAACCUGAUCCAGGAGCUCGGCCGGGACUCGCUGUCCUCGCUGCCUGCCCUCGCGUACCUCAGCCUGGCCAACAACGUGCUCAGGAGCAUCUCCGACGACGCCUUCGAGCGCGUGCCCGGGCUGCUGCACCUCGACCUCGGCGGCAACAACGUCACCUCGGUGCCCAGCGGCGCCCUCGCCAAGCUCGCGGUCCUCACCAGCCUGGUGCUCAGCCGCAACCCGCUGGGCGAGCUGCCCAGCCUGGCCUUCCGCAACCUCUUCGAGCUGCGCAGCCUCGAGCUCAACGAGUGCUCGGUCAGCCGGGUGGAGGCGCGGGCCUUCGCCGACAACGUCAACCUCGAGCGCUUCUCCAUGGACGGCAACCGCGACCUCGUCGAGCUGCCCGCUCGCGUGCUCUACGCCGCCGGCAACCUCAGGUGGGUGUCGCUACGCCGCUGCAGUCUGGCCUCGCUGCAGCCCACGCAGUUCCCGGUGGACGGCCUAGCCGCGCUGAGGGUGGGUGGCAAUCCCCUCGUGUGCAACUGCUCGGUGCACUGGCUCUGGAACGUGCUGCGUGGCAACGGCACGCUCGAGAUCGACAGCCAGGAGAUCGUUUGCCGCGACGAGGAGUUCGCCGGCAAACUGCUCGCCAACUUGCCCGAAGGCUCGCUCAGGUGCCGACUGAGUCCGCUCUACCUCUCGCUGUCGGCGGCUGGCUGUCUCGCCGCCACCGCUGCUAUCCUCGCUCUAGUCGCCCACAUCACCAGGCUCAAGAGGAGGAAGCGGGUACCCUCUUACGCCGCGCCCACCAGGCCCGAACUGCUUGUCUACGUCGGCAGGCCUGGCGACGAACUGCCCGACAAGCAUCACGAGUCCUACAGUCGCAGGCUCAUCGCCCGAACUGAGGAUCUGGUUUACGACCCUGCUAACCAAGCAGAGUACCAGCACUCUCGUCAAAAAUCAGGCAGCGAGUCGCCGGAAUCCCGUGAGACGAACGUUUACGAGACGCCUCGGUACUCACGGCCCAACGGCAGUAGACGGGACGUCGACGCUCAGAGCUUCAACUCGUCGUUUUACCAGCAGCAGCAGCAGCAACACCAACAGCAGCAGUGUCCGGCGACACCUCCGUCCAGUCAGCUGCAGCUACAACAGCCAGGCUACUUGACGGCAAACGACUUGCUGAUGGGCGGCGGCGGCGGCGGCGGCGGCGGCGGCUUACUUCAGCAAGAGGGCGUUUAUGCGGUGGCCGACGUAACGAACCUGAGGGUCGACGAGCCGCCGGUUUACCGGACGUCUCAUCGCAGCAGCGAGCGCCGACAGCAGCAGCAGCAGCAGCAGCAGCAGCAGCAGCAUCGCAAUCAUCACAGGCCCGCCGCGGCUUAUGACUACGACUACGAGUACGAGUAUCAGCAACCGCCGCAGCCAGCCACGGCUCCGCCGCCACCUCAGCUGCCACCGCAAAAGCCACACGUCGUAUUCGUCUAGUGCAGUGCAGUGCAGCCCCGCCCUUUAUAACCUUGUGAUCGCGAUGGAUCGUCGUAUUACGUUAUACUUUUUUUUUUCUUUCUUUUCGUUUUAUCGCCUGAUCAAUUCGCAAUAUUUCGCUUCUUUUCAUGCUUAUUGCGUCCAUUAAUUAUUCAUCGUUCGAAAGAGAGAGUUUACGCCCCGCAGUCGGUUCUGUUCGACUGCGCAUUGCGUAACGAGAUGCAUGUGCGGUGUACCCUCAGUUGGAAAGGGCCAAUUACAUUGACGCGUCUGCGUGAGGGAUAUUUUAUCGGGCAGCAAGCCUGCGCGAUAUCUCUCGCCCUCUUCUUCCCUCCUGCUUUUUUUUCCUCUCUUUUUAUUUGUAUUUAUUUAAUUUGAUUUGCACGUUGCGAUGUUAGGCGUGUUCGCUCGUGAGUUGUGUACUCUCUCAAUGAUCGUGUCGAUAUAUGGGAAAUGCACUGAAAAUUAUCGAGAUGAAUCUAAUGAAUUUCUGAUGGAAAAAGCAAUAAUGAAUCCUAGGGGCUAUAUCGAUAGUUGUUUCUUGUUGAUAUAUCUCGUUGGUCUUUCAGUGCUCUUCGAAAGAACGAUGAUGUAUGUGUAGCAACGCGUCGUUAUAUAUUUGUAAAGUUAGUUGCGAUAACUAAAAAAGAAAAUAAGAGCAUUUACGUACAUUGUAAUUGUGAUUUGUACAUUAAUUUUUAAGGGACGUUUAUCGGAUUUUUUGAAUCUUCGAAUAUUUAAUUUUAGAGCUGUAAGAGUAAUAGGUAGUAUUAUUUGAAUGUAAGCAAUUGUAUAAAAAACAACAAACAAACAAGAGGUAAUAAUAACAUUUAUCUUCGUAUAAAUAUUUUAAAUAAUCAAAUUGUUUUAUAAACGAUUCGGUGUAUAAAUGAAAAAAGUACUAUGCAUCGUAAAUAUAGUUCGUAUAGUACUUUGGACAAGUACAAUAAUUGCGAUAAUAAGCACUAACCUUAAACAAAUCAAAAAAAAAAAUUAAUAAUGUAUUAAACAAAUUUAGUGAAAACGCUAGUAAAAAGAAUAACAAAAUAACAAAGUUUUAAUACUCCGCCCUACGCAAUUUCCUUUCGAGGUGUAAAAUAAUACAGGUAAAUUUCAUAUAUAUCGGGACAGUCUCGACAACGGAUUCCACAAGACAACAUCUUUUUCGGUACUUAGUGAGGUAUGCAAAUUCUUUUCUCAAAAGUCAUUGAUACUUAGACAAAGCAACAGCAAAACUUUAAAUGUAUCUAUCGAAAAGCAAAUUAUAGUACAACUUGUAACGACAUUUGAAGGAACGCAGAUUAAUGAAGCGAUUCCUAAUUUUUGUAAUUUACGAUUCCCGAUGCAUUCGCCGUUAAAAUAUGUUAUUAUUUCGCCAAAACCCAGCUAGUUUAU